This is a messenger RNA of Cryptococcus deneoformans JEC21, 3353 nucleotides long. Its product is annotated as transcriptional elongation regulator, putative. The transcript is spliced from 17 exons. NCBI's taxonomy places the organism in Eukaryota, Fungi, Basidiomycota, Tremellomycetes, Tremellales, Cryptococcaceae. Gene Ontology annotation, biological process: transcription elongation by RNA polymerase II; positive regulation of transcription elongation by RNA polymerase II. The coding region runs from base 92 to 3199 and encodes 1035 amino acids. Gene Ontology annotation, molecular function: nucleosome binding. The record is from RefSeq and is a predicted model, not a curated record. Gene Ontology annotation, cellular component: FACT complex.
CUCGAGCUCGCUUCGUCAGUCUCUGAACAUUGCUCCUCACGUCUUCUUUUCUAUAUCCCCAUACCUUCUACAAUUUGCGCGUGUCUCCAAAAUGUCCGAUAUCCGUCUUGAUUCGGCCACCUUCUUCAAACGCGCUGCAAAAAUCUUCGACUCUUGGGAGAAACCUAGCGGUGAUACACAAGCUCUGGAAGAUAUCAAUUCGAUUGCGAUUAUUCUGGGGGAUCCAAACGAUGAAGUGGCAUCUUACACCAAAACUACUGCCUUACAGCUUUGGCUUCUCGGCUAUGAAUUCCCUUCAACCUUGAUGGUCUUCGAAAAGUCACCUCGAAAAGUUACCUUUGUGUGCGGUUCUUCUAAAGCCAAACUUAUCCGACAGCUUCAGCCUUCAGACGGAAUCGAGAUUGAUGUCAAGGUCAGAUCGAAGGAUGCCACGGCGGCUAAGGAGACUAUGGAAGAGGUCGUCGCAUCGCUUAAUGGCAAAUUCGGCAGUUUACCCAAAGACAGGCCUAUUGGCAAGUUGGUAGACGAAUGGAACUCUGCUGUGGAGUCUAAGGGCGAUUUGGAAGUCGUUGAUGUCGCUAUUCCAAUCUCUGCUGUCUUGGCCGAGAAGGAUGGGGAGGAACUGAAAACCAUCAUCACAAGCGCCAAAUUGACCUCGACCGUCAUGAUCAAUUAUUUCAAGUCCAAGAUGGAAUCAAUCAUCGAUCGAGGAACCAAAAUGUCUCACGAAGCUUUGGCUCAAUUGGUAGAAGAAAAGAUUGGUAACGAGGAGAAAGGGCCCGACAUGAAACUUUGGAACAAGAAUCCGUCUCUCGGCGAAAUUGACUUUGCCUCCAGCGAAUUUGUCUACUCUCCCGUCAUUCAAUCGGGAGGAAAGUAUGACCUCAAGGUGACUGCUGCUUCCAACAAUGAUAAUCUCAAACCCGGUAUUAUCCUAGCCAACAUGGGUAUCCGUUACAAAAACUAUUGUUCCAACAUGGGGCGCACUUUCUUGAUCAGUCCAAGCAAAAAACAAGAGACUCAAUACACAACUUUACUCGAAGUGCGGAAAGAGGCGCUUGCCCUUUUGAAAACAGGUGCUGUUGCUUCUGAUGUCUAUAACUCAGUUCACCAGUCCUUGGAAACCAAAAACGCCACCCUCGCGGAUUCCUUCUUAAAGAACUUAGGUUUUGCUACGGGAAUGGAGUACCGAGAUAGCAGUUUCCUCCUGAAUGCCAAAAACAACAGAGAACUUAAAGAAAAUAUGGUCCUUGUUUUGACUAUUGGCGUGGCAGACUUGCCAGACGCGAAGAACAAGGGGAAGACGUACUCUCUACUUCUUUCUGACACUGUCAAAAUAGGCCAAAACGGCGCAGUGGUGUUGACAGAGGGUUGUACGAGGCUCAGCGACGUUGUUAUGGAUAUGGAGGAGGAGGAGGAAGAAGACGUCAAACCUCAAAUCGAUAAGAAACCCAAAAUCAACAACUCUCCUAAAAAGCCGAGAUCCAGUACUGUCGGUGGCCGUGUUCUCAAUGCCAAAACUCGAGGUGCCAACCGCGAACAAGCCACUCAAACCACUGCUGAAAAAAUUAAGACUAAUCAGCAGCGUCUGCAUGCCCAGCUUAAUGCAGAUGGGGUGAAGCGCUGGGAGGCUGAUGCUGGUGGCAAAAACGGGGCGCAGCAGAAGGUCGUGAAGAGAUAUGAAAGCUACAGGAGAGAGGAGCAGUUGCCAAGAGCUGUCGAGGAUAGAAGGAUCUACGUGGAUGAACAGAGACAGUCUGUUGUUCUGCCUAUCAAUGGUUAUGCGGUACCUUACCACAUUUCGACCAUCAAAAACGUUACAAAGACCGAAGAAUCGAAUCACAUGGUCCUGCGUAUCAACUUCCAAUCUCCUGGUCAAAUUGCCGGCAAGAAGGAGGACAUGCCAUUUGAGGACCCAGAUGCCAACUUUAUUCGAUCAGUCUCCUUCCGUUCUCAAGAUCAGCGACACAUGUUGAAAGUUUACGAAGCCAUUACGGCCCUCAAGAAGGCUGCUGUCAAGAGAGAGACUGAAAGGAAGGAACUUGCCGAUGUCAUUGAGCAAGAAAAGUUGAUUGAAGUCAAAGGCCGUCAUCCUUAUGUCCUCAAGAACGUAUUUCCUCGUCCGGGACCUGAAGGCAAAAAAACUGACGGUAACGUCGAGAUCCAUCAAAAUGGUAUCCGUUUCCGUCCCGACGGUCCCGCUUCGAAGAUCGACAUUCUCUUCAGCAACAUCAAACAUCUAUUCUUCCAGCCUAGCGAGAAAGAGCUCAUCGUUAUCAUUCACGUUCAUUUGAAAGCUCCCAUCAUGCUAGGAAAGAAGAAAACGUCAGAUGUUCAGUUUUAUAGGGAGGUCGCCGAUAUGUCUUUCGACGAGACUGGUGGCAAAAAACGACGGGCCAGAUACGGCGAUGAGGACGAAAUCGAACAAGAGCAGGAGGAUCGCAAGCGUAGGGCUGAGCUUGACAAGCUAUUCCACGAUUUUGCUCGUCGUAUUGAAACUGCUGCUCAAGCACAGCAAUUUGAACUUGAGGUUGAUGUGCCUUUCCGCGAGCUCGGCUUCAAUGGAGUACCUCACAAGUCUAUUGUCGCCCUACUUCCGACUACCAACUGCCUUAUCCAUAUCUCGGAAUUACCGUUUACGGUGAUUACCUUGUCAGAGGUAGAGAUCGUACAUCUUGAACGUGUGCAGUUUGGAUUGAAAAACUUUGAUAUGGUCUUUGUACUUCAAGACCUCAAGAAGCCGCCUGUUCAUAUCAAUUCUAUCCCAGUUGCGCAUCUUGACAACGUGAAGGAGUGGCUUGACUCUUGUGAUGUGCCGAUAUCCGAAGGUCCUGUCAAUCUUUCUUGGCCAGCGAUCAUGAAGACUGUCAAUGAAGACCCUCAUGCGUUCUACGCGGAGGGUGGAUGGAAUUUCCUCACUGGUUCAGGCUCUGACGAUGGAUCAGAGGAAUCUGAGGAAGGCUCUGAAUUUGAGGGCGAUAGUGAUGUCUUUGAUGAAUCCAGCGGUAGUGACGAGGAUAGCGAAUCUGCCUUCGAGGGCGACUCCGAUUCAGCUUCUGCUGAGAGCCUCUCUGACGAGGGUGAAGAUUGGGACGAGCUUGAACGUAAAGCUAAGAGGGCCGACGAGAAGCACAGAACAGAUAGAGGAGGUGACUCUGAUGACGAUGGGAAGAAGAAGAAGAAGGGAUCCAGGCGAUAAUGUGUUGUACCUUUACUAUAUUUAAUUUCUGCAUUGAAUGGUCCUGAGACCGUUGGAUGUUGCUUGAUCCUGGUAGAGACUAGCAGUCGUAGUAUUGCUCUGCGUGACAGUUCGCAGUCUUCUUCUGAUGAUGAUGCAACUCGAGUAGACGAAG